AUGCAUCUACAUCUUUUUGUUCUUCUGUGGUCAUUAUUGUUUCAAGGAGCCAUCUCUAUUCCUGUCAUUGUCUCCUUGACGUCCAGAGCAAACAAGUGCUACGAAGACUCUUCAAAGGUUCUCAAACCCGAUAUGACCUGCGAUCAGCUGCCUGAAAAUACCUGUUUCUACACCGUCACCACCUUCUUAAAGCCCGAGUCAGCAACCACCUCGAUCACGGAUUGGAAUUGUAUUUCAUAUGGCGAGGAUCAUUUUGUCUUCAACAGGAAAAAAGCUUUGUUCGGUAUGGACGCUGGUCCCAUAGAAGUCAAGGGUCGUAUUUGGGUUGUCUCAAAUCUCACUCGUUUGAAUGCACCAGAGUCGAAUAUCGGUAUUAGUAGUUGGUACACUGGGACUUGUAGCUUCCCGCAACUGAAGUGGCAGGGAAAGAAAUAUCUAGUGUACUUGUCAGAGAGUGUUGAAGAUGCCUUGUUGAGUCUCAUACCUCUCGCAGUCAAAAGCCAUGUUUAUCGGAUCCAAAUACCAUGCUGA
Molecule: messenger RNA, 531 nt
Organism: Botrytis sinoallii
Lineage: Eukaryota; Fungi; Ascomycota; Leotiomycetes; Helotiales; Sclerotiniaceae
Exons: 1
Coding region: 1-531 (176 amino acids)
Source: RefSeq, a predicted model, not a curated record